Neopsephotus bourkii (Bourke's parrot) is the source of this 1071-nucleotide messenger RNA. RefSeq names its product cystatin B (gene CSTB). Gene Ontology annotation, cellular component: cytosol. Bases 91 to 387 code for a protein of 98 amino acids. NCBI's taxonomy places the organism in Eukaryota, Metazoa, Chordata, Aves, Psittaciformes, Psittacidae. The record is from RefSeq and is a predicted model, not a curated record. Gene Ontology annotation, molecular function: cysteine-type endopeptidase inhibitor activity. The transcript has 3 exons.
GCCCGGUGCUGCCUCCGAUCCCGCCCCGCCACCAGGCCCGCCCCCCCGCCGGGGAGGAAGGGGUCGAAGCAGAACGGAGACGCUUCCACCAUGUUGUGCGGCGGCGCCUCGGCGGCCCGGCCCGCCACCGGCGAGACGCAGCAGAUCGUGGACGAGGUGAAAUCUCAGCUAGAAGAAAAAGAAGGGAAAACCUUUGAUGUCUUCACUGCCGUGGAGUUUAAAACUCAGGUGGUUGCUGGAACAAACUACUUCAUCAAGGUCCAUAUUGGCAAUGAUGAGUUCAUGCAUCUGCGGGUGUUCAGAAGCCUUCCUCAUGAGAAUAAGCCACUGAGUCUCCACAGUUAUCAGAGCAGCAAGACUAAGCAUGAUGAACUGUCUUUUUUCUAGCAAGCUUAUCUUGGGUCUUUUAUUACGGUUUCUUAUGUGCAUUUGCUAUAGGCUGCAAAGUAUUGAUUCCUGUGCCAACAAAGGAGAAAAGAAAGUAUCUUCUUUUUUUUUAACUUAAUGCUGGGGAAAACAUCCAUGUUUUUUAUGCCAUUCCCUUCCUCUGCAGCAUCUAAAUUUGAGUCACAUGGCUCUCCUUUCACCUUCACCAAUGCAAACCCAAGUGGCUGCACCAACUUCAGUGCAACUUAACUGGAAUACUGUGGCUGAGUCCCAUUUGUGGACUUCCUUGGUCUGGAAAUUGGAAGGGGACUGACACUAGCACUCGUGUAUUUGCAGCAGGGAGCAAGAGGAAAGCCUGAACCUUUUCUGUGCUGUUCUGCAACUGUGAAUGUCUCUGCAGAUUCAAAUUGUACUAUAUAUUUUAUUGGGAAUUACCUGAGGAGAGACUUGAGCUGAAGCAAUUUUGAAAGUAAGAGGAGUGCAUCUUUUGUAACAAACAUUCCCUUGGUAAUCAUGUUUAUGCUGUUGCAGCAGUAGAAUAUAAUGUCUAGUAGAGGGUGUAUGAGUUUAAAAGAACCCAAAAAUCUUGCUUAUUUUCUCAGUCCUAAAGAAAAGUCCUGGAAAGGAACUUAAGCUGGACAAGCAUUUCUGCACUAAUAACAAUAAAUAUUUCUCUUGACUUGA